Otolemur garnettii (small-eared galago) is the source of this 2580-nucleotide messenger RNA. It is a transcript of the gene CILK1, whose product is annotated as intestinal cell kinase. Lineage: Eukaryota; Metazoa; Chordata; Mammalia; Primates; Galagidae. The transcript is spliced from 13 exons. Bases 349 to 2358 code for a protein of 669 amino acids. Gene Ontology annotation, molecular function: ATP binding; protein serine/threonine kinase activity. The record is from RefSeq and is a predicted model, not a curated record. Gene Ontology annotation, cellular component: nucleus; cytoplasm; cilium. Gene Ontology annotation, biological process: protein phosphorylation; cilium assembly; intracellular signal transduction.
ACAAACUCCACACAGCCAGUAGCCCCAGCCAAAGUUGAUUUUGUUGUUUUUCUCAACAACAUUAUAAUGAAACAACAUAGUGAAACAGCAUUAUUCGAGGACCCGCUGUCCUUUAGAUUUCACAGGCCAUGCAUUGUCUCAACUGCUCUGCUGUGAUAGCAUCAGGCAACAUGCAGGCAGAAGACUGAUCUUUGAAAAUAUGUAUUUGGGAGAUAGUCACGUUCUGUUGAAUACCUUGUGCUGGUGCUGCCAUCGAAAAAUCUGGUUACAUUCUGGGGAGGCCUGCUACCAUUGCAGGGCUGAGCCACCUCGGCAGUGAGAUGAGUGUCCAUCCUGAGCGGGGACACCAUGAAUAGGUACACGACGAUCAAGCAGCUGGGGGAUGGGACUUAUGGUUCCGUCCUGCUGGGAAGGAGCAUUGAGUCCGGGGAACUGAUCGCUAUUAAAAAAAUGAAAAGAAAGUUUUAUUCCUGGGAGGAAUGCAUGAAUCUCCGGGAGGUUAAGUCUUUAAAGAAGCUCAACCAUGCCAAUGUAGUCAAAUUAAAAGAAGUUAUCAGGGAAAAUGAUCAUCUAUAUUUUAUCUUCGAGUACAUGAAGGAAAAUCUUUACCAGCUUAUUAAAGAAAGGUACAGUUUGGUUAUCACGACCUUAGAAAUCAAUAUUGCAAAGUGGAUGUAUUUUCUUUUCUGGUUUUGUUUAUUGCAAUCUCCUGAUUCUUCCUCCACCAUUAGCUGUAAUAAAAAGAGCAGUACAGCUAUGAAGAGUGAUGCAGAAGCCGACUUGCAUUCGGGUUCCUUCCUCUCUACUGUUUCUACAGGCUUCUUCCACCGGGACUUAAAGCCUGAGAACCUCCUCUGCAUGGGCCCAGACCUUGUGAAAAUUGCAGACUUUGGAUUGGCCCGAGAAAUCCGAUCGAGACCGCCAUACACAGACUAUGUAUCUACCAGAUGGUACAGGGCUCCAGAAGUCCUCCUGAGGUCUACCAACUACAGCUCCCCCAUUGACGUCUGGGCCGUGGGCUGCAUCAUGGCAGAAGUUUAUACCCUCAGGCCGCUCUUCCCUGGGGCCAGUGAGAUUGACACGAUAUUCAAAAUUUGCCAAGUGUUGGGGACACCAAAAAAGACUGACUGGCCUGAAGGCUAUCAACUGUCAAAUGCUAUGAACUUCCGCUGGCCCCAGUGUGUACCCAAUAACUUAAAGACUCUGAUUCCCAAUGCCAGCAGCGAGGCAAUUCAGCUCCUGAGAGACAUGCUGCAGUGGGACCCGAAGAAGCGACCAACAGCUAGUCAGGCACUUCGAUACCCUUAUUUCCAGGUUGGACACCCACUGGGCAGCACCACACAGAAUCUUCAGGAUUCAGGGAAAACACAAAAAGACAUCCUGGAAAAGGCAGGCCCGCCUCCUCAUAUUAAGCCAGCCCCUCCUACCCAGCCCCCAGCCAAGCCCCACACACGGAUUUCUUCACGACAGCAUCAAGCCAGUCAGCCCCCUCAGCAUCUCAUGUGCCCCUACAAAGCAGAAGCGUCCAGGACAGAUCACCUGAGCCAGCUCCAGGAGGACAAGUCCAGCUCAUUGCUUUUCCCAUCUGUCCACAGUAAGAAUCCCCAGACGAAGAUCCUCGCUAACCUGGAGCACAAAAACGGUGACAUGAAGCCAAAGAGCAGGAGAAGGUGGGGUCUCAUUUCCAGGUCAUCAAAGGAUUCCGAAGAUUGGGCUGACUUGGAGGAUUUCGAUUUCAGUCCGUCCCUCACCAGGAUUGACCUGAAAAACAAGAAGAGACAGAGCGAGGACGCUCUCUGCAGGUUUGAGAGUGUUUUGGACCUGAAGCCCUCUGAGCCCGUGGGCACAGGAAGCAGCGCGCCCACCCAGCCUUCACACCAGAGGCGGGACACACCCACCCUGAGGUCCGCCGCCAAGCAGCACUACUUGAAGCAUUCUCGAUACUUGCCUGGAAUAAAUAUAAGAAAUGGAAUACUCUCCAAUCCAGGCAAGGACUUUAUACCACCUAAUCCGUGGUCUAGUUCUGGUUUGUCUGGAAAAUCUUCAGGGACAGUAUCAGUAAUCAGCAAGAUAAAUUCAGUUGGUUCUGGCUCUACAAGUUCUAGUGGACUGACUGGAAACUAUAUCCCUUCCUUCCUGAAAAAAGAAAUUGGUUCUGCUAUGCAGAGAGUACACCUGGCGCCUAUUCCAAAUCCUUCCCCUGGUUAUUCUUCCCUGAAGGCCAUGAGACCUCAUCCUGGGCGACCUUUCUUCCACACGCAGCCUAGAAGCACUCCUGGGUUGAUACCACGGCCACCAGCUGCCCAGCCAGUGCAUGGCCGGACAGACUGGGCUUCCAAGUACGCGUCUCGGCGGUGACCAGCUGGGCGGUGAUGCCCUUCACCGGGAGAAGCAGGACACUUUCUCUUAGCCCACUGGUGUCUUACCUGCAAGAAAUGUGCAGAGGGUAUAAAAGCAAAUCAACACUUCAUAGUUAUUCUUCUGAACUAAGACAUUUCAAUAUUCUUUUUUGAAGUUUUUUUUUUACAUAUUGAUUUGAAUGCAAUACCUUUUUUUGUAUAAAAUUAUUUUAUUCUAAAA